UCACCCUCUACCGGUUGAAAACCCAACCACGAGUUGUCUUCAUGUGGGAGAAUCCAUCUUGAAGAGGGCUCUCCGGUUGUGUGACCAGUAUUUUAGUGCAGAAAAAACACAAAAUGUCUGAGGCAGAGCAACAGUACAUGGAGACGUCGGAAAACGGCCACGAAGUCGACGAGGACUUCAACGGAGCCGGUCAGCUCGAUGACGGCAGCGCCGAAAUCGACUGCGGGGAAGGAGCCGGGGACGACUCGCAAAACGGCGGCACCGAUGGCGGCCAGAUCGACGCGAGCAAGGGCGAAGACGAUGCCGGGAAAAUGUUUGUCGGCGGCCUCAGCUGGGACACGAGCAAGAAGGAUCUCAAGGACUACUUCUCCAAGUUCGGCGAGGUGACAGACUGCACCAUCAAGAUGGACCAGCAGACGGGCCGGUCAAGAGGUUUCGGCUUCAUUCUCUUUAAAGAUUCGGCCAGCGUGGACAAGGUUCUUGAACAGAAGGAGCACAGGUUAGAUGGCCGACAGAUUGACCCUAAAAAGGCCAUGGCCAUGAAAAAAGAGCCAGUGAAGAAAAUCUUUGUGGGAGGCCUUAACCCUGAUACCACUAAGGAAGUGAUUCAGGAAUACUUUGAAGCCUAUGGAGAGAUUGAGACAAUUGAGCUUCCACAGGAUCCAAAGACUGAGAAAAGGAGAGGAUUUGUAUUUAUCACAUAUAAAGAAGAAUCUGCUCUCAAGAAGGCUAUGGAAAAGAAAUACCACACUGUUGGUGAGAGCAAGUGUGAGCUCAAAAUCGCCCAACCCAAAGAGGUCUACAUGCAGCAGCAGUACGGUGCCCGUGGAUACGGAGGACGUGGCAGGGGGCGUGGAGGCCAGGGCCARAACUGGAAUCAAGGCUACAACAACUACUGGAACCAGGGAUACAACCAGGGCUAUGGUUAUGGACAGCAAGGCUAUGGAUAUGGUGGCUAUGGCAACUAUGACUACUCUGCUGGUUAUUACGGCUAUGGGGGUGGCUACGAUUACAACCAGGGCAAUACAAGCUAUGGGAAAACUCCAAGACGUGGGGGCCACCAGAGUAGCUACAAGCCAUACUGAUCACACGUAGUGCAGGUCUAAAGUAAAUAAGAAAAAGAGAUCCAUGAUCUGACCACAGCGAACAUGGACUCUGGGCUUUUCCUUUGGAGUUGGCAGAAAUUUGGACUCAUGCUCCAUUUGUACAGAUCAAGUGAGGAACUGGGGAAGCAAUUGUCACUUUUCCACAUUUUUAUUUUAUAUUGUUUUGUGUCCAUGUACAUUUCCAGCGAUGGAAGUGUUAUUUUUACUGUACUUUUUGGUACCUUUUUUGAAUCUAAUGUAUUGUAUGGUUGUAUUUUUACAUGUCUACUGGAUUGACAGUCGAGCAGGAGCAAGAGCUUGUAAAGCUCUGAAAUAAAAUGAUAUUGCUUUUUUUUGUGUGUGUUCCUAGAUUUUUUGUUUUCUCACAUGCUGAGUGUCGGACGUUACAUGGCUUCAGCUGUGGGAGUGAGGUUUUUUUUUUUUAAAAAGGGAUUUAACCAAAUCUAAGAAUUCUUUGUAUGUUAAGAGUGCUGCAGAAGACCAUGUAGAUGAAGACAACCAGUAUAUUUUUCUUUUCUUACUUUUUUCUUUGUGUUUUUUUUUUUUCUUUUUGGCUUUUAACGAGGUUCUUUCCCCAACAUGUCAGCAAUUUUUAAGUGGCUUUACUAGUGUUAUUGAACUGAACGCAAGCCUGUUAAUGUAAGAGGGUAUUCCCUCUGUCACUGAAAACUCAUUCCUCUAGUGUCUUGGGCAAAAUUGGUAAAGAAAAAAUUAAUAAAACUUUGGUUUAUUA
Molecule: messenger RNA, 1839 nt
Organism: Austrofundulus limnaeus
Lineage: Eukaryota; Metazoa; Chordata; Actinopteri; Cyprinodontiformes; Rivulidae
Gene: hnrnpaba
Product: heterogeneous nuclear ribonucleoprotein A/Ba
Exons: 9
Coding region: 114-1085 (323 amino acids)
Biological process (GO): regulation of gene expression
Cellular component (GO): nucleoplasm; chromatin
Molecular function (GO): RNA binding
Source: RefSeq, a predicted model, not a curated record